UCCAAACAUGUCUCACAAGUUGCUUCACAGAUAAAAAAUCUGAACAUGUCUCGCAAGUUGCUUCACUAGAUGAAAAAUCCAAACAUGUCUCACAAACUGCUUCACUCGAUGAAAACUCUGACCAUGUCUCAAAACUUGCUUUACUUGAUGAAAACUCUGACCAUGUCUCUCAGGUAGAUUUACAUGAACAUGAAGAAAAAGACAGCAGUGAUGAAGCGAGCAUAAAACAUAACAAACCAAAGGAAAGUCACAAACAUGGCAAAGAUGAUUGUCUAAUUGCCAUAAAGAGAGUCGAUUCAAGAGCUGUCGUGGUGCCAAAUGUAGUGAGGAAAUCAUUGCUUUUGACAGAAAAUUUUAGUCAACAGAAACAACCUGAUUUGCCUAUAGGAUGUUCCCUUGCAGAAUUCUGUGGGAAAAGGUCAAUUAUAGGAGAUGAGACUGGUAGUUCACCCAAGUUUGCAAAAAUUAUGCACAAGGCAGAGAAGUCUCCUGGUAUGCAGACCUCAUUAAGUUCCAUGCAAACAAAUAAGAAGGAUAUAUUGCUGGGUACCAAUAGGAUUUGUGUUAUUAGAAAACAAAAUGGUAAAGAAAUAUCAAGGGAAAAUUUGGAUGAUUCUGAACUUGUGUCACUUCGAAGAGAAAGGAAAGUGAAUGGUGAAGAUUGUGUACAAGUGUACAGAAAACCAUACAACAGUGAAAGAGCCCUCAUUGCUCAAGAACACAUAUUUCACCAAGGAAACAAACCUGGAGGUAAUGAUUACAUGGACAAAGCAAAAGCUGAUAAUAGUAAAUUGAAAAAAUAUGUAACCAACCAAUUAACAAGAUCAAAUGUACAUUUACCUGAAAAAAAAAUAUACAUAUCAAAAGUAGGGAAACUACAAACAAAUAGAAAGAUGAAUGUUGGCAGAGUUGAUGGCAUUAAAGAAACGGGAAUCAAAAAUGUAGCUGCUCAUGAAAAGAUAAAGAAUUUAUCACCAGUUUUUUUUCGCAAUGUGAAGCUUCCAUCAUUACAAUCUAAAAGUGACCUAAUGAAUUAUGAUAAUGCCAGUACUUUUUUUAAAUGUAUUCCUUGUAAUAAGUCUUUCAAGUCUUUGACCUCAUUCCAAAACCAUAGGAUCUAUCAUGUAAGUAAGGUACAGCAGUCCUGUGGUACAGAUAAAAAUAUUGCAGAUGUCAGUAUGCAACAGCAAGCUGAUGAUGUAAAAAUUACUGUAUUAGACACAGGUAAAGCUAUGCCACCAUCUUUGAAUAAGACUCAGCCUACAAAAUUAAAGAUACAUGUUGUCACGCAGGCUGGGAAAAAAUCCAUUGCUUGUUCCAAAUGUGGACAGAAGGUUCAGUUACAGCAUGAACUUCAGGAUUAUGUUGGAUCUCCCCAAGAACAUUCAGAUGCUGGGGAGAUGGUCUACAUCUCAAGAUUCUCCAGACCUGUUGUUUCAAGUGGGAAGGAAAAAUUCCAAUGUUCUUGCAACCAGAAUUUGGUUACAGUUGUGAGUGAAAAUAACAGUGAUAAUAAAGGCAAUGAUUGCACUACAGACAACCUUGUUGAUGUGAAGAAAGAAAUGACAGAUGAUGACGUAUUAUUUAGGGAAGAGCUGGAAAGACCAGAUGUGUCAACUAGAAAAUCAGAAUCGCAGGGAUCUAGUUUUGGUAAUUCUGAUAAAAAGAAAAGAGUACUUGAAAGUUCUGUUAGUAGUGCAUCAGGUGUCUCAGGCUUCGAGGCUCGGGUGAAGAAAGAACCAUCAGAGGAUGGCUUUUCAUUCAACGAAGAGGAGAUUCAGGUGAAGAAAGAACUAUCAGAUGAUGAAAUUUUACUCAGAAAAGAGAUGGAGAGCUAUGAACUUGCUGGAUUUCACAUUUCAGAUUUGAGAGUAAAGAAUCCAGAGGCCUUUGCUAAUAUAAAGUAUGAGCUAAAUGAGGAGGAGGAUGUUGAUAUUGUAAUCAAGGAAGAACAGGAUGAUUCUGAUUCAGGAUAGUAAUUGGUACAAUUUUUAAAAACCUAUUGGUAAGCUUGUGUUAGCUGUUUUAGGGUCUGGUCAGAUAUUGUAUUUUAUUUCUGGAAAACGAUUCUUAAAGAUUUUCAGUCGAUAUGCUUUAAUUUGCAUAUUUUUUUUAUUUAGAAGUAUAUGUUUCAUUAUGGUUUAAUGUAGGAAGUGCUUUUAAGAGAUGGAUUAUGAAAUUUCUUUGUACAUUUCAUUCUAAGAAUAUUCUUAUCAGUCAUUUUUAGAUGUAUAGAUUUUUUAUUGACACAUUUUAUUGUAGAAAUUAUAUCAUUCCAUCAUUGUUUGUAACUUUGUUAUGUAUUAAAUGAGAGCCAACA
Penaeus vannamei (Pacific white shrimp) is the source of this 2320-nucleotide messenger RNA. Lineage: Eukaryota; Metazoa; Arthropoda; Malacostraca; Decapoda; Penaeidae. The record is from RefSeq and is a predicted model, not a curated record.